AUUCUGCAGUAAACACCAGAUUUUUGUUUGUGCAUUUCCAUGCUCAGAACAUGCUGAUUGUUAAGAAGUGGGAUUUGUAUCAAUUUCUGCAUGUUGCCAGGGUUGUCAUGCAGGUGACAGAACUUAAGCCAAAUGCCAUGUUUUGCAAGCGCCGUUUAGUGGUAUGAAACAAUUCAUUUGUUUGGUGGGGCACUUGGAGGAAAAUGCUAAUGGAAUUCUCGGUUUCAAACAAUGUGAGAUAAUGAUUGAUGAUCACAUUUGUGGUGUGCAUGGAUGGUCGUUUUCUGAUGGUAUGCGCAUGGAUAGUUGGAGAAUGAUUUGAACGGCCACGGGGACGGGGGUGGGUUGGGGUAGUGUUUUUCAGCCGUUCAUCUCUGUGCCUGGUCGAUGAUGCUGUAUGGUUGCAGUGCGGUAGCGAUUCAAAAUUUUGUUGCCGGUCUCGCGAUAGACUUUGAAAAAUAUGGCGUUUCCCUCGGCAAGGCGAUUCAAAAGCCUCCCUCCUCUGACAAGCACGGCUGGCAGAGGACAAGCGGAUGAACGAAGCUGCCUCGCGUUGCUCCAAGGCUGCGAGUCUCUCCCCAAGCUCCUCCAAGCUCAGGCCUUCCUCCUCAAGUCCGGCCUCCAGGCCAACCCUCUCGUCCUCGCCAAAUUCACCUCCACCGCCUCUUCCCUCGACGCCGUCGAUGCCGCCACCUCCCUCCUCUUCCAUCCCCGUGCCACCACCCAUCUAUACGACGACGUCCUUUUCAACACCGUCAUCCGAUCCCACGCCAAUGCCCACCGCCCCGAGUCCAAGCAAGAAGCCAUCUUUUACUAUUCCCUCAUGCUCCGCGGCAACCUCCACCCCAACAAGUUCACAUUCCCUUUUCUCCUCAAGGCCUGCGCUGGCCUCCCCAGUGCCCACGGUAUCGGUUCCCAGGUCCAUGCCUCCGCCGUCAAAUUUGGAUUCGCUGAUGAUUCCUACGUGCAGAACACCCUCAUCCACAUGUACUCCAGCUCCACCACUGGCCUUGACUGUGCUCGCAAGGUGUUCGACAGGAAUCCUAAGUCGAGCCCGGUCACCUGGAGUGCUAUGAUCGCCGGCUAUGUCAGGUCGGGCCUCUCCAACGAGGCCGUGACUCUCUUUCGGGAGAUGCAGGUCAGUAGAGUGCGGGCCGACGAUGUCGUCAUCAUCACGGUGCUUUCUGCUUGUGCCGACUUGGGGGCGCUCGAACUCGCAAGAUGGCUCGGGUCUUAUGUCGAGAGGGAAAGGAUCCCGAAGAGUCUGUCUUUGUGCAAUGCUCUGGUGGACGCCCUUGCCAAAUGUGGGGACAUUGAUGGCGCGGUGGCUUUCUUCAAGAGAAUGCCGGAGAGAAGCAUCGUGUCAUGGACAUCCGUGAUCGAUGGACUUGCGAUGCACAGCCGUGGGAGUGAAGCGGUUUGCGUCUUCGAGGCAAUGAAGGAUGCUGGCGUGCCCCCUGACGACGUAACCUUUAUCAGCGUCCUCACUGCAUGCAGCCAUGCUGGCAUGGUUGAUGAGGGAUGUCGCUAUUUUGAUUCGAUGAGGAGCGAAUUCGGCCUCCAACCCAAAAUCGAGCACUAUGGAUGUAUGGUGGAUCUGUUUAGCCGAGCGGGAAUGGUCGAGCGGGCGGUGGAAUUUGUUCGAACGAUGCCGAUCGAGCCGAACCCGGUGAUAUGGAGGACACUGGUCAGUGCUUGCCGCAUCCAUGGCAGGCUUGAGCUUGGUGAGAGCAUCAAUAAGCAACUUCUUGACAAGGAUCCGAUGAACAGUUCAAGUUAUGUGAUGUUAUCUAAUGUCUAUGCAUUGACGCGUCGGUGGGACAAGAAGUGGGAGAUCAGGAAGGCGAUGAGCAAGCACGGGAUUAGGAAGGUCCCUGGAUGCAGUUCGGUGGAGCUAGAUGGUGAGAUCUAUGAGUUCAUUGCUGGAGAUACAUCGCAUUUGCAGUACAAGGAGAUCUAUGAGAUGGUGGAGGAGAUUGGAAGGAAGCUGAAGAAAGCAGGGUAUGUGCCAAUAUCUUCGGAGGUAUUGCUCGACAUCGAUGAAGGGGAUAAGGAGGAUGCAUUGCAUUGGCAUAGUGAGAAGUUGGCCAUUGCUUUCAUGAUGCUGAAGACUCCUCCAAAGACGCCAAUUCGGAUUGUUAAGAAUCUGCGGGUGUGUGCAGACUGCCAUUUAGCAACAAAAUUCAUUUCUAAGGUGUAUGAUCGUGAGAUCAUAGUGAGGGAUCGGAAUCGGUUUCAUUGUUUUAAAGAUGGGUUCUGUUCAUGUAAAGAUUUUUGGUGAAAGGAAUGCAUCAACUGGAUGUUUGUCUGAACAAAGAGUGAGUGAGUUUAAACUUGCUAUUGGACCCAAAGAAAUAGCCCUAUUGGAGGCAAAUUAUUUAUUCAUAAUUACAAAAAAAAAGAGGCAAAAAAGAAAGCUCUAUACACAUGAUGGAGACAGAAACUAGGAAUGAACAUGCUGAGAACUUGAUUUCUUAGAGAACAUAUCGAGAAAUCAGCAAGUCAUCUAAUUGAAGAAUGACAUCAGCUAGCAAAUCAUCUAAAAUAAGAUCUUCCAACUCCAGGCCUACAUACUCAGUAUCAUGUUGGAGGCUCAUCCAUCCAUCAUCCUUCAUGAAAUCUCGAGCA
Elaeis guineensis (African oil palm) is the source of this 2628-nucleotide messenger RNA. Its product is annotated as pentatricopeptide repeat-containing protein At4g21065. The record is from RefSeq and is a predicted model, not a curated record. Lineage: Eukaryota; Viridiplantae; Streptophyta; Magnoliopsida; Arecales; Arecaceae. Gene Ontology annotation, molecular function: RNA binding; protein binding; zinc ion binding. Gene Ontology annotation, biological process: RNA modification.